Pseudomyrmex gracilis is the source of this 1947-nucleotide messenger RNA. It is a transcript of the gene sina, whose product is annotated as E3 ubiquitin-protein ligase SIAH1. Gene Ontology annotation, cellular component: cytoplasm. Lineage: Eukaryota; Metazoa; Arthropoda; Insecta; Hymenoptera; Formicidae. Gene Ontology annotation, biological process: multicellular organism development; proteasome-mediated ubiquitin-dependent protein catabolic process. The coding region runs from base 642 to 1487 and encodes 281 amino acids. The record is from RefSeq and is a predicted model, not a curated record. Gene Ontology annotation, molecular function: zinc ion binding; ubiquitin conjugating enzyme binding; ubiquitin protein ligase activity. The transcript is spliced from 5 exons.
ACGAAAGUGACAAAAGAGAGAAAAAGCAAAAACAUUGAGAUAGAUAAAGAAGCGUGUGUAAUAAUACUAUGACUAAAUCAGUAUUGCUGUUUCGACGACAACCGCAAGGAACAGUGAUGUAGGUUGUUUGUUUCUCACCCCAGAGUUCGAGACAAUUAUUUAAUUCUUUAUUAUAAAAUUUCUUGUUAUAUCAAUGCGUUGUUACGUUGCAAUAUCGUCGAGUUUUCUAUCACAAAGUGUGACCGUCGCAACGAAUCGUUUACGACUACGUUACUACGUGUUUCUCAUUAUUGUCACUGUCAUUGUCAACGUUGUCGUCAUCAUCGUUGUCGCAGCUGUCGCCGUCGCGUUGGUGUUAUUAUCACUAUUUGUUGCAAGAAGUGCCUUUCCUGACUGUCGUUCAGCUGCGCGAGUGACCUGAUAUCGCCGAAGGCGACGACUGUGCAGUCAUCUACUCAGCUAUCACGCGAUGUUCUUGCAGAUCUAUGUUUUCGUCCACUUCUGUCUAUACACCGUGUGAAGUAAAUCAUCUAAUUGCAACAGAAAUGCAUUGCUGUUGUUGAAACACUACAAAAAACAACAGAAAACUUGAAAACUCAAAUUUUUUGAUAUAACUUGUUAGAGAUUUAUAUAAACAAAAAAUGUCACAACUAAAUAUCAGCACAAGCAAGCGAGGGAGAGGAGUUACUGCAAGUACUUCAGCACCAGCAGCAUUAUCGACAUUAGGUGGCUCUACAGAUUUGGCAAGCUUAUUUGAGUGUCCUGUUUGUUUUGAUUAUGUGCUUCCACCAAUCUUGCAGUGUCAGAGUGGGCAUCUUGUCUGUACAAAUUGUCGACCAAAACUUUCUUGUUGUCCCACAUGCAGGGGUCCAUUGGGUAAUAUUCGUAAUUUGGCUAUGGAAAAAGUAGCAAGUAAUGUAAUGUUUCCUUGUAAGUACUCUACCAGUGGCUGUACAGUUUCAUUAGUACACACCGAGAAAGCAGAUCAUGAAGAUGCAUGUGAGUUCCGUCCAUACAGUUGCCCUUGUCCAGGUGCAUCUUGUAAAUGGCAAGGACAAUUGGAACAAGUGAUGCCACAUCUUAUAAUGAGUCACAAAAGCAUUACGACUUUACAAGGAGAAGACAUUGUAUUUUUGGCAACUGAUAUUAACCUCCCAGGAGCGGUGGAUUGGGUAAUGAUGCAAUCUUGUUUUGGCCAUCAUUUUAUGCUAGUGCUUGAAAAGCAAGAAAAGUAUGAUGGACAUCAACAAUUCUUUGCAAUUGUACAACUAAUUGGUUCGAGGAAACAAGCUGAAAAUUUUGCUUACAGGCUCGAACUAAAUGGACAUAGAAGACGUCUCACAUGGGAAGCAAUGCCGCGUUCUAUUCACGAGGGAGUGUCCUCUGCAAUUUUAAAUUCUGACUGUCUUGUAUUUGAUACUUCUAUUGCACAGUUAUUCGCUGACAACGGAAACCUAGGAAUUAACGUUACUAUUUCGAUGGCCUGAGGAAGGGCUGAUAAAGUCAGAUCAGUGUAAAAAAAAUUAAAUAUAAUUAUGCAGACAUAUCGAGCAGUCUUUUGGAUUAUGGGUGAACAUACUAUUGCUAUAGGACUGCUCGCUGUGCACAGAUAAUUCUUUUUACGUUACCAGAAUAUUUUAGCAAUACAAAGACGUUAGAAAAAAUGUUGUUUGAGGUAUAUCUUGGUGAUGCGCAGAAUUUGAAUACUUGAUACAAGACGCCGUUGAAAAGCUUUAAAAUAUACUUUCGUGUGUAUGAUAUUAACACUCAACGUAGAUACAUCACAUUCUUUCAUAUAUUCAAUUUAUAACUUUAAAGCUUUGACACUUAUAAUGAAUUCCCAGAAAAAGAGUACCUGAUAUCCGCGCUAUUGUUACAUUACUUAUUCAUUUUAUAUCAAGAAGUUUUUAUUACUAUUCCCUGAAAAAAUACAUUGCGUUAUACAUA